This is a messenger RNA of Rhizophagus irregularis DAOM 181602=DAOM 197198, 483 nucleotides long. RefSeq lists its product as uncharacterized. Lineage: Eukaryota; Fungi; Glomeromycota; Glomeromycetes; Glomerales; Glomeraceae. The record is from RefSeq and is a predicted model, not a curated record.
AUGAAAUCAAUUGUAAAUUAUCUUGCAUUAUUAGCAAAAUAUCCCAAACUUCAUAAACUUUUAGAAUUUGCAUCAUCAAUUAAUCCAACUCAUGAAGAGUAUUUUUAUGCAUUUGAUGAAGCAUUGGAAACUUCUAGUGUCAAAUACAUAAAGUUUAUAAUAUUGACAGAAAGGAAAAGGAUGGAUUUACUUUUUGGAGAAUUUAUAGGUGAUCGAGUAGUUGAUGGAAGAUAUGAAUUAUUUUGGGGUCUUGUUAAUUCUUUAUUAACUGCAUUUGAUUUACCAAAUCCAACAAGUCUUCCUUUAUUUCAAAAUUGCAAGGAAUUGACAGAGAAUGGUUAUGCUAAACUUUUUUCAUGUUAUAGCAAAGGAGAAGAAAGACUUGUGCAAAUUUAUAGGCAAGAAGUAUUGAAAAUUGAUCCCAUUAAUACAAAAGGAAGAAGGGCUAGUUGCAACCAAAACAAAAAAUAUAAAAAUUGCUGA